Messenger RNA from Diaporthe batatas, 1912 nucleotides. RefSeq lists its product as uncharacterized. Gene Ontology annotation, molecular function: adenosine deaminase activity. The record is from RefSeq and is a predicted model, not a curated record. NCBI's taxonomy places the organism in Eukaryota, Fungi, Ascomycota, Sordariomycetes, Diaporthales, Diaporthaceae. The transcript is spliced from 5 exons. Gene Ontology annotation, biological process: adenosine catabolic process; inosine biosynthetic process. The coding region runs from base 66 to 1676 and encodes 536 amino acids.
CUCACAGUCCCGAGGUCCGUAUUGCAUUCCUCACCGCGACCACUUCAAGCCUGAAUCUUGCCAAGAUGGCUGCAUACAGCUUACCAGAAGACAUUAGUUCUGUCGAAGACUAUUUCAAGGCACGUGAAUCAUUUGUCAACGCAGAACGAGCCUUGGGUUACGGAAGCAAAGUCAAUGGUUCGGAACUCGAGCUUCGCGCUCAGGAGAUUGUUCAGAAGAUCAAGAAGUGGGAAGAGAACAACCACCAUGGCGUGCACCUUGACGGCUCCGGCUGUGAAGCUGGUCACCGCUUCCUGCAUGGCCAAGAUGCUAUUGAAAAUAGCAAACUCUUCUCAAUUUCACAGAAGGCGCCAAAGGGUGCCUUGCUGCAUUGCCAUUUCGAUUGCAUCCUACCGCCACGAACCCUCCUGGAUGAUGCGAAGAAGCAGGACAAACUGUACAUCAAAACUGACUGUCCAUUAACCACAGUUGGCUUCUUCGCCGGUGCAUUGCCCCAAUUUCGUGUACUGUCGCAAGCUGUAGACUUGAGUGACACGAGCAACGUGUUUAGCAAGGCCUACGUUGCUGGGUCAUGGAUGAAAUAUUCUGACUUUCUCCGCCUGUUCCCCGGUGGCGAGGAGAGGGCAGAGUCAUGGCUUAGCAGUCAUGCGGUAAUUACAUCGGAUGAUGCAUAUCAUCCGCGCCAGACAGUGGACGGGAUUUGGAGGAAAUUUAUUCGAAGUGCCCUGGUGCUGCGGUCGUUGCUUUGUUACGAGACCGCAUACAGAAACCAAUUCAGACGAAUACUUUGGAGGUUUGCCGAGGACGGUAUUUCCUACGCCGAAAUUCGACUUGCAAUGAACUACCAGUUCACUGUCCAAAGCGAUGAUGGCACGCGCGAAUAUGGGCACGGAGAGAUCAUUCAAAUGCUAUCGGAUGUUCUCGCAGAAGAAGUUCCGAAAAUACAAGCAUCAGGGCUCACCUUUUACGGCGUGAGGCUCAUCUACGCCGUUAUGCGUGCCGCCACCAAAGAAGCUAUGAGAUGGUGCAUCAACACUUGCAUCGAGGUAAAGCAAAAGUUUCCAGACCUGAUUUGUGCGUUCGAUUUGCAGGGCCAGGAAGAUUCCGGAUUGCCACUCAAGUAUUGGAUCCCAGAGCUCCUUGAAAUGCGAGCAAGAGUUAAAACACUCGGCCUUGACCUGCCAUUCAUCUUUCACGCAGGCGAGACUCUCAAUCAUGGCGGCGAUACCGACUCGAACCUAUUCGAUGCAAUCCUUCUGGGAACCAAGCGCAUUGGACACGGUUUUAGUCUGGUCAAGCACCCUCUGCUAAUGCAACUAUGCAAAGAGAGAAACAUUGCCAUUGAGACCUGCCCAUUGUCGAACGAGAUUUUGGGGCUCUGCCCAACAACCAAGACACAUCAUCUGCCUGUCCUGCUAUCUAAUUGUGUGCCUUGCACUGUCAACAGCGACGAUCCAGGAUCCUGGGGAGCAAGUGUUUUGUCGCAUGACUUUUACCAAGCACUGAUGGGAAGUGAUAACUCGACCCUACUUACGCUGCGGGUCCUUGCCGAGUGGAGUAUUGAACACAGCUGCAUGAGCUCUGCUGUGCGAGCGAGGGCGUUCAAAGACUUUGAGAAGGCCUGGAUCACAUUCUGCCAACAAAUCAUCGAAGAGUACGGUCAGCCUGAGGAGUAGAACGGCGAUCCAGGGCCGGAAUCUGUACGAAGUGAUUUGUAUGAGACGUGUUCUCGCGAGGAUGGAGUCUGGUGUUCAGCAAGAUCAAUUUGGGUCGGUCAUAUCUUCAACAUGGAGCAUCAAUUACCACGUUGGCAGGGGAAGAAAGACAGAAAAAUGUUCCGUUCUUCAACACUUGGGAAUAUUGAGUGCCGCGAUAGAACAUUGAAGUAACAAAUGAAAAAUGCAUUCUUGGA